Molecule: messenger RNA, 2878 nt
Organism: Pteropus alecto (black flying fox)
Lineage: Eukaryota; Metazoa; Chordata; Mammalia; Chiroptera; Pteropodidae
Gene: MMP16
Product: matrix metallopeptidase 16
Exons: 10
Coding region: 29-1852 (607 amino acids)
Biological process (GO): skeletal system development; collagen catabolic process; extracellular matrix organization
Cellular component (GO): extracellular matrix
Molecular function (GO): metalloendopeptidase activity; zinc ion binding
Source: RefSeq, a predicted model, not a curated record
UCGUGCGUCCGCUGGAGCGCGGUCCACUAUGAUCUUACUCGCCCUCAGCUCUGGAAGACGGCUGGGUCUCGUGCAUCACUCGGGGGCGGUUUUCUUGCAGACCUUGCUUUGGAUUGUAUGUGCUGCCGUCUGCGGAACGGAGCAGUAUUUCAAUGUGGAGGUGUGGCUGCAGAAGUACGGCUACCUGCCGGCGCCCGGCCCGCACGCGUCGGCCCUGCGCUCCGCCGCGACCAUGCAGUCGGCGCUGGCCGCCAUGCAGCAGUUCUACGGCAUCAACACGACGGGCCGCGUGGACCCGGACACGCUCGCCUGGAUGAAGAAGCCUCGAUGCGGUGUGCCUGACCAGACAAGAGGUAGCUCCAAAUUUAAUAUUCGUCGAAAGCGAUACGCAUUAACAGGACAGAAGUGGCAGCACAAACACAUCACUUACAGCAUCAAGAACGUCACCCCGAAGGUCGGAGACCCCGAAACGCGGAAGGCCAUCCGCCGCGCCUUCGACGUGUGGCAGAAUGUGACGCCGCUGACGUUCGAGGAGGUGCCGUACGGAGAGCUGGAGAGCGGCAGGCGCGACGCGGACAUCACCAUCAUCUUCGCGUCCGGCUUCCACGGCGACAGCUCCCCGUUCGACGGCGAGGGCGGCUUCCUGGCGCACGCGUACUUCCCGGGCCCGGGCAUCGGCGGCGACACGCACUUCGACUCGGACGAGCCCUGGACGCUGGGGAACCCCAACCACGACGGAAACGACCUGUUCCUCGUGGCGGUUCACGAGCUGGGACACGCGCUGGGGCUGGAGCACUCCAACGACCCCACGGCCAUCAUGGCGCCCUUCUACCAGUACAUGGACACCGAGAGCUUCCGGCUGCCCAGCGACGACCUGCAGGGCAUCCAGAAGAUAUACGGGCCGCCCGACAAGACUCCUCCGCCAACGCGAGCCCUGCCCACGGUGCCCCCGCAGCGCUCUGUGCCGCCGGCUGACCCUCGCAAGAACGACAGGCCCCGGCCGCCGCGGCCGCCCACGGGCAGACCCGCAGCCCCCGGGGCCAAGCCCAGCAUCUGCGACGGAGACUUCAACACUCUGGCGGUUCUGCGCAGGGAGAUGUUCGUUUUCAAGGACCAGUGGUUCUGGCGCGUCAGGAACAACAGGGUGAUGGACGGCUACCCCAUGCAGAUCACGUACUUCUGGCGGGGCCUGCCGCCCGGCAUCGACGCGGUGUACGAGAACAGCGACGGCAACUUCGUCUUCUUCAAAGGUAACAAAUACUGGGUGUUCAAGGACACGACCCUCCAGCCUGGGUACCCCCACGACCUGGUGACGCUCGGGAGCGGGGUCCCCCCGCAUGGCAUCGACUCGGCCAUCUGGUGGGAGGACGUCGGGAAGACCUACUUCUUCAAGGGGGACAGGUACUGGAGAUACAGCGAAGAGAUGAAGACCAUGGACCCUGGCUACCCCAAGCCCAUCACGGUCUGGAAGGGCGUCCCCGACUCUCCCCAGGGAGCCUUCGUGCAUAAGGAGAACGGCUUUACGUACUUCUACAAAGGGAAGGAAUACUGGAAGUUCAACAACCAGAUGCUCAAGGUCGAGCCCGGGUUCCCCAGGUCCAUCCUCAAGGACUUCAUGGGCUGCGACGGAGCGAUGGACAGGGACAAAGGAGGACACAGCCCACCGGACGACGUAGACAUCGUCAUCAAGUUGGACAACACGGCCAGCACUGUGAAAGCCAUCGCCAUCGCCAUCCCCUGCACGCUGGCCCUGUGCCUCCUGGUGCUGGUCUACACCGUGCUCCAGUUCAAGAGGAAGGGGGCUCCGCGCCACAUACUGUACUGCAAGCGCUCCAUGCAGGAGUGGGUGUGACGCCCGCCCCCGCGGGGCCCUGGUAGCCGCAGAGUCGAGGCACGUGCUGCUCCGCGGGUGCCCGGCGGGCAGCGGGCUGGUGGCGGCCCGGGCCGGGGCGGCCUUUCAGACCCGGAGCUGCGCCUGAGCGGAGCCGGCUGUGGGGGCUCCAUGCACAGCUCCUGCCGCCCCCGGCCCUUUGUCCUUCCUCGUCAUUCAGUUCUAGGCCUUUCCUCUGCACGCUCGACGCCCGGUAAGUGUUCAGGAGUGAGUCCCGAGGGACAGAAGAGGCGUCGUCUUCUUCCAGGGUGAUGGUACUGCUCUCCUUCGGAGCUCCGCCCCCGUCGGGGGAAGGGAAGCGACACGGAUUCGAAGAGGUCGACAGAGACCGCAGCUGACCUUUCAGGAAGCGCGAAGACCCCAAACAGCUUCGUCUCCAAAGAAGAUGGCGCUCUGGCUGCUGGGGAAGCGCCCUGCUCCCCGAGAGGCCGGCCGCGCCCCACACACGAGGGGCCAAUUCUCUGCAAUAUGGAAACAGCCUUAAUGACACGUCGUUUUCCGUUUUCUGCAGCUGUUCUCAGCCGUGUCCCCAGCAUCCCAUCACAUCGCACUCGGAGCUGUGUCCCAGUGGGAGCCCGCCCGCCCCUGCUGAGUCAUUGUGGCGACCCCGCCCCCAGCUGCGUGAGGCCGUGGCCCAGGCCUUCCCUGGGUCUGUCAUUGUAGCAGUGAGAAGCGCUAUGUCCCUAAGGAGGUGCAGUGACAGCCGUUCCGUCAGGCCACACGACACCAGUGACACGUCCGGUGACCCUUUGAGAACUGUCAGAUCAUCUUUCAGAGUCGCAGGCUGUCGGUCUUGCUCCUUGGUGGACUGUCCACCUGGGUAGCGGUGACAGCAGGCACAGGUUCAAGGUCAGGUUUUUAAAACAGAUAUCCUAUCGCCCAUGUAAUUUUUAAGUGAUUUCCGGUACUACAGAAACGCAUUUAUGACAGAGAUGAUGUUACUUGCCAAAACGUUUCCUGGCAAAUAAAAAGGUAUUUUAUUAAGUA